Molecule: messenger RNA, 1862 nt
Organism: Jatropha curcas
Lineage: Eukaryota; Viridiplantae; Streptophyta; Magnoliopsida; Malpighiales; Euphorbiaceae
Gene: DHS
Product: deoxyhypusine synthase
Biological process (GO): peptidyl-hypusine biosynthetic process
Cellular component (GO): cytoplasm
Molecular function (GO): deoxyhypusine synthase activity
Source: RefSeq, a predicted model, not a curated record
CGCCGAUCAGUGGAGAUGGUGGCUAGAAAAUCAAAGAAAAAGAGAAAGAAGGUUUGGUGCCGCUGAAACGAAAGAGAAGAAGAAAAAGAAGAAAAAGGCUUUUCUACCAAAUUCCAGGUCUUUCCAGGCGAAUCUCCGGUCCCCACCACUUCCUCCGUUUCCGGUUAUAGCGCAGCAAACGAGUGAGAGAGCUGCGGUGUUGUUUUUUUACUAUCGGCACAGCCCUCAUUCAGCAUUUUCUUGAAUUUUCCGGUCAAACCAGCCAAGGACCGGCCGGACUAGACCUCCCACCUCGUCACCAGCUCUUCUCCGGCUGCUGUCCUCCCCGUUUUUCGGUCCAGUAGCGACGCAGCGACGAAUUGAAAGGGAAACUACGUUGUUUUCCAAUCGCUUGACCGGAAUAUAUAAUCUCCAUCGUGUUGUGCAGUUGGGUGUUAAUUCUCACAAUUAUAAAUGGAGAAUCAAUUGCCAUCAACUGUCCACAACAUAGUUUUCAAAGAAUCUGAGUCCCUUGAAGGGAAAUUCAUUAAAAUUGAAGGAUAUGAUUUUAAUCAAGGAGUUAACUACUCUCAGCUUCUCAAAUCCUUGAUCUCCACUGGGUUUCAAGCUUCUAAUCUUGGGGAAGCCAUUGAAGUUGUUAACCAGAUGCUAGACUGGAGGCUUUCUCAUGAGGAUAUGACAGAGGAUUGCAGUGAGGAUGAAAAGGACCCUGCUUAUAGAGAGUCUGUGAAAUGCAAAGUGUUUUUGGGUUUUACAUCAAAUCUAGUUUCUUCUGGUGUUAGAGAUAUUAUUCGCUAUCUUGUCCAGCAUCAUAUGGUUGAUGUAGUGGUUACAACUGCUGGUGGCAUAGAAGAAGAUCUUAUAAAAUGCCUUGCACCCACAUACAAAGGUGACUUUUCUCUACCUGGAGCUCAAUUGCGUUCAAAAGGAUUGAACCGCAUUGGGAACUUGUUGGUUCCUAACGACAACUAUUGCAAAUUUGAGGAUUGGAUUAUUCCAAUUUUUGACCAGAUGUUGAAGGAACAAAAUGAAGAGAAUUGUUCAUGGACACCAUCUAAAUUAAUUGCUCGCUUAGGGAAAGAGAUAAACAAUGAAAGUUCAUACCUUUACUGGGCAUACAAGAACAACAUUCCAGUAUUCUGUCCAGGCUUGACAGAUGGUUCUUUGGGGGACAUGUUGUACUUUCACUCCUUUUGCAACCCAGGUCUUAUUGUUGAUAUCGUGCAAGACAUUAGAGCUAUGAAUGGUGAAGCUGUGCAUGCAAGUCCCAGGAAGACUGGAAUCAUCGUUCUUGGAGGGGGGCUUCCUAAGCAUCACAUAUGCAAUGCCAAUAUGAUGCGUAAUGGUGCAGAUUAUGCUGUCUUCAUCAAUACAGCACAAGAAUUUGAUGGGAGUGAUUCUGGAGCUCAACCUGAUGAGGCUAUAUCUUGGGGAAAAAUUCGAGGAUCUGCUAGAACUGUCAAAGUACAUUGUGAUGCAACCAUUGCUUUUCCCCUACUUGUUGCUACAACAUUUGCCUCCAAGACCAAGGCUUAGAUACAGUUUUUUAACUACGGAGGUGAGUUAAUUGAGAAACAAUGAUGAUUUAUUUUUUACAGAGAUCCACUCAAAAUUUAGGGAUCUAACACAAGACAUAUAUCCUCUGCUACACUUACAAAACCUCUACAAAAAGAUAAGACUUCGUAGAUGAGUUAGCAUUUGCUUGGUAAUCUAGAUAUAUAGAUUAAUUUUGGGGGAUUAAUUUCCCCCAAGUUUAAUAAUGUUAUUUACACUACUAUUAAAGAUUUUUGUAAGCUUAAAACCUGAGGUUACCUUAUAUUUCUUCAAAUACCCUUUUUAUGUAUUAGGUCAUUCUUUUUUUA